Messenger RNA from Globicephala melas (long-finned pilot whale), 2614 nucleotides. It is a transcript of the gene HCK, whose product is annotated as HCK proto-oncogene, Src family tyrosine kinase. Lineage: Eukaryota; Metazoa; Chordata; Mammalia; Artiodactyla; Delphinidae. Gene Ontology annotation, molecular function: ATP binding; non-membrane spanning protein tyrosine kinase activity; signaling receptor binding. The record is from RefSeq and is a predicted model, not a curated record. Gene Ontology annotation, biological process: protein phosphorylation; cell differentiation; cell surface receptor protein tyrosine kinase signaling pathway. Gene Ontology annotation, cellular component: extrinsic component of cytoplasmic side of plasma membrane.
CCGCGUCCCUGGUUCCACCCCGGGCGCACCGCCGGGAACUAGAAGCAAGUGGGAGGGACGCGGACAGUCCAGCACGAGAGGGGCCCCAUAAGACGCGCUGCCCCGAAGCCCCUCGGAGCGCAGCCCCAGCCUCUUCUCGAAAGUCAGUCCAUUUUCCCUAGGGCACGAGCGCCCGGGACGCCGGGGGCUGCCGAGCUGGGGGGGCGCUCGAGCUGCGAGGAUCCGGGCUGCCCACGGGACGAGGAGCGGGCGCCCAGGAUGGGGUGUGUGAAGUCCAAGUUCCUCCGGGAUGGAGGCAAGGUCUCAAAAACGGAGCCCAACACCAGCCCACACAGUGCUUUGUAUGUGCCGGAUCCCACGUCCUUGGGCAAGCGGUGGCCUGACAGUAGCAACGGCAACCCACCAGGGUCCACAGAGGCAGGUUCUGAGGAGAUCAUUGUGGUUGCCUUGUAUGAUUACGAGGCCAUUCACCAUGAAGACCUCAGUUUCCAGAAGGGGGACGAGAUGGUAGUCCUGGAAGAAUCUGGGGAGUGGUGGAGAGCACGAUCCCUGGCUACCCGGAAAGAGGGCUACAUCCCAAGCAACUACGUUGCCCGAGUCAACUCUCUGGAGACAGAAGAGUGGUUCUUCAAGGGCAUCAGCCGGAAGGAUGCAGAGCGCCAACUCCUGGCCCCUGGCAAUGUGCUGGGCUCCUUCAUGAUGCGGGACAGCGAGACCACCAAAGGGAGCUACUCUUUGUCCGUGCGAGACUACGACCCCCAGCACGGGGACACAGUGAAACAUUAUAAGAUCCGGACGCUGGACAAUGGGGGCUUCUACAUCUCCCCCCGGAGCACCUUCGGCAGCCUGCAGGAGCUGGUGGCCCACUACAAGAAGGGGAGCGACGGACUCUGCCAGAAGCUGACAGUGCCCUGCAUGUCCUCCAAACCCCAGAAGCCUUGGGAGAAAGAUGCCUGGGAGAUCCCCCGGGAGUCCCUCAGGCUGGAGAAGAAACUUGGAGCUGGGCAGUUUGGGGAAGUCUGGAUGGCCACCUACAACAAGCACACCAAGGUGGCCGUGAAGACGAUGAAGCCCGGGAGCAUGUCUGUGGACGCGUUCCUGGCAGAAGCCAACCUGAUGAAAACUCUGCAGCACGACAAGCUGGUGAAGCUGCAUGCCGUGGUCACAGAGGAGCCCAUCUACAUCAUCACAGAGUUCAUGGCCAAAGGCAGCCUGCUGGACUUCCUGAAGAGUGAAGAAGGCAGUAAGCAGCCGUUGCCAAGACUCAUCGACUUCUCAGCCCAGAUUGCAGAAGGCAUGGCCUUCAUCGAGCAGAGGAACUACAUCCACCGAGACCUCCGAGCCGCCAACAUCUUGGUGUCUGCGUCCCUGGUGUGCAAGAUUGCUGACUUCGGCCUGGCGCGGAUCAUAGAGGACAACGAGUACACAGCUCGGGAAGGGGCCAAGUUCCCCAUCAAGUGGACAGCUCCUGAAGCCAUCAACUUUGGCUCCUUCACCAUCAAGUCAGACGUCUGGUCCUUUGGUAUCCUGCUGAUGGAGAUCGUCACCUACGGCCGGAUCCCUUACCCAGGGAUGUCAAACCCCGAGGUGAUCCGGGCACUGGAGCGGGGGUACCGGAUGCCUCGACCAGAGCACUGCCCCGAGGAGCUCUACAACAUCAUGACUCGCUGCUGGAAGAACCACCCCGAGGAACGGCCCACCUUCGAAUACAUCCAGAGUGUGCUGGAUGACUUCUACACGGCCACCGAGGUCCAGUACCAACAGCAGCCAUGACGGGGGGCGGCCAGGCAGGGCCAGGCACUGAGGCCAUGCCUGCGCAGGGGCUCCAGCACCAUCUGCCCAGCACCCGCUCACCUUUCCCACUCCCAGACACCCACCCUCUCUCCAGCCACAAUUCCUCAUCUGUCAAGUGGGUGGGUUGGACCGGACAAUCUCUUUUUGACUCUAGCAACCCACAAUCUGCCAAUCUCAGGACACCCCCGGUUGAUAUUUCUAUUGCCUGGGACGGCUGGAUUCCAGUUACAGCUGUGGUUUGGAUGGAGAACUUUAAAAAUAAUGAAAUAAAUAUUUAAAUAAAAGAUCUGAAUGCUAAAGGUUUUACUAACAGGUUGACUUGUCUUGUCCUGCCAAUUUCUGAACAUUUGCCUUUUGCUGGAUGUCAAGUCAAAGGGGGAAGGACUGGCAAAGAGAAGUGGGGUUCAGUGCUCACAGUUUUCUAACUGCCCCCAAAUACUUGCUAGCUGUGUUAGUUUCCUAUGGCUUCUGUAACAAAUUAGCACAAACUUGAUGGCUUAAAACAAAACAAAUUUAUUGUCUUGCAGUUCCAUAGGUCAGAGUCUGAGAUGGGUUGGCAGGGUUCUGGGGGACAAUUGUGUACUUGCCUUUUCCAGCUUCUAGAAGCUGUCCACAUUCCUGGUUCCCUUCUGUUCAUCACUCCAAAUUCUGCUUCUGUUAUCAUAUCUCCUUCUCUGACUCUGAGGCUCCUGCCUCCCUCUGUUACUUGUAAGAACCCCUGUAAUUACAUUGGACCCACCUGGAUAAUCCAGACUAAUUUUUCCAUCUUCAGUUCCUUAAUCAUAUUUGUAGUCCCAUUUGCCACAUAAGGUAACAUCUU